AUGGGCUCCAGAGUAUUCUCUAUUUCACUUGCAACAAUACUUACCACUGCAUGGGCUGCUCCGGCGGAGACAGCUGAGAGGUUUGGCUACGCAAAUAUUCUCCAGAGGGGAACUCAAGUCAGAGAUGCAUAUGACUACAUCAUUGCUGGUGCAGGAACUGCGGGUCUGACUCUGGCAGAUCGAUUAACAGCCGAUGGGAAAUAUUCUGUUUUGGUUAUCGAGUACUGCUACCCGAGUAGCAAUGGCCGAAAUUUCCUUGACCCUGGUAUCAGCUACAACAUCAGCUCUAUCCCACAGGUAGACAUGAACAACAGAGAACAGCAAGUGAGAAUAGGCUGCUGUGUUGGAGGAAGCUCUGCGAUUAACGGAAUGGUGUUUGUCCGAGGGACGAAACCUGAAUACGAUGGAUGGGCUGAGCUUGGUGGUACUAAGUCAACGUGGGAUUGGAAUGGUGUGUUACCAUAUUUUAAGAAAGCGAGCCAUUUCAACCCGCCGGACGAGGUGCUAGCAAAGAACUUCAACAUCACGUGGGACCCAGAAGUCUGGGGACAGGAUCCGGACACUCACAUUUAUGCAUCUUAUCCGAACUAUGAGGAGCCUGUCAUGAUCCCAUUUUACAACGCUGCGGCGAAGAUGCCGAAGAUGCCAAUUCCCAAAGAUGGAGCAGGCGGAAAAAGCGGACUUUUCUGGUUCCCAACAUCCAUGGACAAUCAAAAGUACUGGCGAUCAUACUCUCGGACUGGUCAUUACGACAAUAUUAAGAGAGACAACUAUGAUGUCAUCACUAUGCACAAGGUCAAGAAGAUCCUUUUUGAUGGGACAACAGCUACAGGCGUCCAGUUCAGUCCCAGAGACACGAAUCAGACUUUAACAGCGAGGGCUAGGAAAGAAGUCAUCAUCUCCGCCGGAACAGUCCACACCCCUCAAAUUUUGCAGAACAGUGGAAUCGGCCCCAAGGACUUACUCACCCAAGCUAAGAUACCCAUACUCAUUGAGCUCCCGGGAGUAGGCCAGAACUUCCAAGAUCAUGCCUACUUGGCUGUAAACUAUCAAUGGGGCAAUGGUAGCGGCCCGAUUGGGCCGAACAUCACUCAAACCGGCAACCCAUCUUCUAUCGCUGGUCCUAACCUAGGAGCUUGGAUCGGCCUUCCAACGAUGACCGAUGACUUUGAGAAAAUUGCUUCUCGCUACGAAGCCCAAGAUCCUGCGCAAUACCUACCCAAAAACACCCACCCAACCGUUAUCGCCGGUUACAAAGCCUUCCAAAAGCUUCACGCUAAGCUACUUCGAAGUACUAACUCCAACUGGCUCUGGCUCCCCAUCUUCGGUCAACCCGGCGGUAUCGUAAUGAGCAUGCACGUUGUCAGCCACGGCACAAUCAACAUCGAUCCGGCCAACCCCGAUGCCGAACCCAUCGUCGAUUAUCGCGCCCUUUCUAACCCCAUCGACCUCGACAUCAUGGUCGAAAAUAUUCGGUACAUGCGCAAAUUCAUGAACUCCUCCGCCUUUGCUGCCUCCCGACCCACAGAGACUGGGCCUGGAAUCAAUGUCGAGGGAAAUGAGUUGAAGGAGUGGAUUAAGAGUGUCUUGAUCCCGACGAACUUCCAUCCGAUUGCGACAGCGGCGAAGAAGCCAAAAGAGAUGGGAGGUGUGGUGGACGAGGAAUUGAGGGUGCAUGGAACGAAGGGGCUCAGAAUUGUGGAUGGAAGUAUAAUGCCAACAUUACCAGGGGCUAACACACAGCAGAGUGUUUAUAUGAUUGCCGAGAAGGUUAGUUUACUGACUUGUUAG
Messenger RNA from Lindgomyces ingoldianus, 1791 nucleotides. RefSeq names its product alcohol oxidase. Bases 1 to 1791 code for a protein of 596 amino acids. Gene Ontology annotation, biological process: secondary metabolite biosynthetic process. The transcript has 5 exons. Lineage: Eukaryota; Fungi; Ascomycota; Dothideomycetes; Pleosporales; Lindgomycetaceae. Gene Ontology annotation, molecular function: flavin adenine dinucleotide binding; oxidoreductase activity, acting on CH-OH group of donors. The record is from RefSeq and is a predicted model, not a curated record.